CUCUAGUUAAAACGCGUUGGAGUUAUCCUUUUACUUACAGCGUUUUGAUAUUCAUUAGCAGAGUGUUUCGAAGAUGACCGUUGAAGCCAAUGAAAGGAAGGAGCUUAAACAGUAUUUCGGAAAAAUUGAUACCCAAAGCGAUGAUAUACUCAAGAAACUCGUAUCUUUGAAACAAAUUUUCAAUUUAGAUUCUCAAGAUCUUUUCAUCAAAUGGGAACAACAUGUGAAUAGAAUUGGGGAAGAUUUAGAUAUCUCCCUUUCAAAUCUCGAUGGGCUCCAACAGUACCUACAAUCCAGCAUCGUGGUACCAUCGAAACUGACUCCAUCAAUGAAAAAAGAUGGACAGGGUAUGAUCAGGAAAAGACAAAUCAUGAAAUCAUCAACUGGUUUCUCCUCAAGCCCAGUAAAUGCUGCCCCUUCCACUCCUAAUAUUAAAAAACGUAAAGUUGAUGGUAUUGAGUCGUCUCCAGUUCAAUACGAGACCGCCAAUAACACAUUUGCUUCAUCCAGUCCCCGGAAACCAACUGAGGAUAAUACCCCCUUUUUAAACAAGUUAACAAACCAACAGGAUUCCAAUACGGUCAUAGAAACAUUGAACGCUCAUAUCCAAGAAACUCCCGGGUUUACAGAUUUAGAAGGGGAAAGACCAUUCAAAUUAGGAACUAAUUUUGAUCCUCAAAAGUUUAAAUUCAGAACCAUGUCGAUGAAACUCUUGGAAAGUGCUGACGUUUUAGAUGAGCAAAUUGAUUUAAUGGCUCAAACCUAUAUGGAAAAUCUGAAAAGUGACAAAAUUGAAUUUGGAAAUCCCUGUUUAAGUUCACAAUUCGAUAUAGUUUGCAGUGGUCGAAUCGUUCCUGAUACUCCUUUAUACGAUACAUCGAGUAACGCUACAUUGAAUGCGACAUCCUUAUUUUUGGAAACAUCAAGGCUUGGUGGUAUUGGUCAAAGAAUCCCCUUAGACUUAUCACAAUUGAAAGAGUAUGGUUUAUUUCCAGGUCAAAUAGUGAUAUUAAAAGGAAGAAAUCCAACCGGGAGAGCUUUCAUAGUUCAAGAAGUAUUAGAAUUGCCAGCUUUAGGUAAUCCUUUGACAAGUAAAGACGAAUUAGAAGAAUUUCAUAAUCUCCUUGAAACUGAUGCAAGCUUGAAAAUUUUAGUAGCUUCAGGUCCAUAUAGUAAUCAGAACACCUUGAAUUAUCAAAAGCUUUCCGAUUUAGUUGAUAAGAUCAACAGUGACAUAAAGCCUCACGUAGUUUUACUCUAUGGUCCUUUCGUUGAUCUUUCAAACAAUAGUGUUACUUCCGGUGAUAUUGAAAUUCCAAAUGAAAAAUAUCAGCCAAAAACAUUGGAUGAUGUUUUUAGACUACUUAUUACUCCAAUAUUAAAAAAAAUACACCCGAAGAUUCAGGUUAUUUUAGUUCCAUCAUUAAGAGAUUCAUGCAUAAAACAUAUUUCAUAUCCUCAAGAUUCCUUUGAUAGAAAAAAGUUUGGCUUACCCAAGAACGUUAAAGUCUUCCCUAACCCUUCAAGUUUUUCUGUCAAUGAAGUCUUAAUUGGUGGCUCAAAUAUGGAUAUCUUUAAAGAUUUGAGAGAUGUUUAUAAACCAGCACCAACUGAAGGUAAAGUUCCUUCAAAUAGAUUUGAUAGAAUCAUCAACUACAUAUUUGAACAAAGAAGAUACUAUCCAAACUUUCCUGGUUCCAUUAAGAAGAAAUUAGACCCCAAAUCAGACAUUCAGCUUUUAAACGGGUCGAUGGCCGAGCAAGUAUCAGAAACAGCAAUAGGUGGUUCUAGUUUGGAAGUUCCUUAUAUGGGUUUGGCAGAGCUCGGAGAAACAUUGCCAGAUAUUUUAAUAACCCCUUCGGAAAUGAAACAUUUUGCUAAAGCUAUUAAGGGUGUAGUGGUGGUCAAUCCUGGGCAAUUCAUACGACCUAACAAAGAUACCACGAAGGAAUCAGGUACUUAUGCUAUCAUCAACAUAAAGGCUCCAGAACUAGACGGCAAUGAAGAAGACAAUGUAAAAGAAGUCCAGGAUGGGCUUUAUUACCAUAACGUUAGUAAAAGAAGUAGGGUAGAUAUCUAUAAAUCUUAAUAUAUUAUUUUAAUCGUU
Hyphopichia burtonii NRRL Y-1933 is the source of this 2107-nucleotide messenger RNA. Its product is annotated as DNA-directed DNA polymerase alpha subunit. Gene Ontology annotation, molecular function: DNA binding. Gene Ontology annotation, cellular component: alpha DNA polymerase:primase complex. Bases 74 to 2089 code for a protein of 671 amino acids. The transcript has a single exon. The record is from RefSeq and is a predicted model, not a curated record. Gene Ontology annotation, biological process: DNA replication; DNA replication initiation. Lineage: Eukaryota; Fungi; Ascomycota; Pichiomycetes; Serinales; Debaryomycetaceae.